Molecule: messenger RNA, 3147 nt
Organism: Oncorhynchus keta (chum salmon)
Lineage: Eukaryota; Metazoa; Chordata; Actinopteri; Salmoniformes; Salmonidae
Product: WAS/WASL-interacting protein family member 1-like
Exons: 6
Coding region: 105-1640 (511 amino acids)
Biological process (GO): neuromuscular junction development; positive regulation of protein tyrosine kinase activity
Molecular function (GO): protein kinase binding
Source: RefSeq, a predicted model, not a curated record
GUGUGUGUGUGUGUGUGUGUGUGUGUGUAGAUCCCAGUGCUAGCCGGUCCUCCUCAGAGGAGAGGAUCAACCAUGAAACAUCGGAUCUAGAGAGAAGACUCAGCAUGCUGUCUCACAGCAGUAGACAGAGCAGUACAGCCUCCACCUCCAGUUACAGCACCUCCAUUGCCGGGGACGACCGCAGCAGUAUCUCUUCCUCUUCCUCCAGCCAAUCAGACGCCAGCUACGGAAGCCACUUCCCUUUAUGGCCAGGGCCAAAACGCCCCACUUCCUCAACCGAGACCCUGUCGGCCCCUCCCACUGCGAGGUCCUCGACCAAUCUGGACGAGGAUCUCUAUAACGCUGUCAUGAACCGCACUCCUUUCAAACCGCCUUCCCACCUUCGCAGUCUCCACGACAGCGGGCGCCAAAGCUCGUUGGACAGCGGGAUAGGCGUCGCCACGACCAGCAGCCAAUCGUCUUACUCUGGGAGCUUCUCUUCCUGUACGGGCAGCCUGGACACAGCCAGUCAAGGAGGAGGGGAGGAGUUUGGGUCUGUCCUUAGUCUACCUCCCCCUCUUCUCUCUCUGCCUCCUCUUUCUCUACCUCCCCCUCCUCCCUCUCUACCUCCUCCUCCUCCACCCAGUCUACCUCCUCCACCUCCUCCUCUGUCCUUAAGGACCCCUGAGCCCGGCCCUCUCUCCCCCCCUACUCCCGGCUCCUGCCUCCCGUCUUGCUCCUCCUCCUCCAGGACUAGUGGUUGUAGCUCUGGCGCCCCGUGGUGUCAGAGUGAGGAGUACCAGGCACCCAGCCUUCUCAGACUACAGUAUGACAGCCCCAGGAACCUCCUGCACACCCUGGCCUUCAAGGAUCCUCCACCCCAGGGAGGAGCACCCGAACUGGGCAGGGACAGGCGGCUCGGUGGGGAAGGACAGAUCCAGGGGCAUGAGUGUCCUUCCCUUCCUUCCACACCCACUGAGGCCUCUCCCCAGUGGGUAGAGACCCUGAGGCAGGCCCCCGUAGAAAGUCCCCUGUGCUGGAGCAGUGAGAGGGCGCCCCCUGUGGACAGUGGUGAUCGGUGCAGCAUCAUGUCCGCUCGGCUCACACCCAGACCUCUGCUGUUACCUGGCUGUCCAGUGUGUGGAGGAACGCAGAGUCAUCAUCCCUGUGUAGAUCACAACUACAUUACCCAUGAGCAAUGGUUCUCAGCUAGAAAGAGACAUGUUACGCAGACAAACAGCCCUUCACAUUCAGGGCUUUCCCCAACACCAGGGAGAAUCUUUAAGUUUCCUCCGGAUGCUUCUGCCAUGAUGAUGUCAUCAGUCCUGGACAGGCGUCACCACGCCGACCCCAGUGUGAACUACGUCAACAUCCCCGUUAGCCCUGCGGCUAAAGCUAACAGAGCUGGCAGAGAGCUGCUGUACAUGGAGCUGGAUCUACAGCCAGAGCCCUACGGUGGGCCAGUUUCCACCAACAUCACUACAGCGAGGGGUAACCCUGUGCAGCUGCGCAGACCCAUAGGGGGCUCCACCACAUACGCCCGCAUAGACAUCACAGCCUCAGAGACGGCUCAGAGAGUAGCAGCAGAACACGCCCAGGGGAGAGAGGACAGGCUGAUGGAGCUGGAGGAGAACACGCCCAGGGGAGAGAGGACAGGCUGAUGGAGCUGGAGGAGAACACGCCCAGGGGAGAGAGGACAGGCUGAUGGAGCUGGAGGAGAACACGCCCAGGGGAGAGAGGACAGGCUGAUGGAGCUGGAGGAGAACACGCCCAGGGGAGAAAGAGGACAGAAAGAAGAGGCACCCUGCAGUCUCUCUCUCUCUCACUCACACACAUCUACCUGAAAUGAUUUGAGUGUUUUCUUGUAAAUAGUAACUGCUUUGUUUGCCAAGAGAUUAUUUAUUAACUUGUUUUAUAUUUAGCCACCCUCUGCCUUGAUGACAGCUUUGCAAACUCUUGGCAUUCUCUCAACCAGCUUCAUCUGGAAUGCUUUUCCAACUGUCUUGAAGGAGUUCCCACAUAUGCUGAGCACUUGUUGGCUGCUUUUCCUUCACUCUGCGGUCCAACUCAUCCCAAACCAUCUCAUUUAUGUUGAGAUCAGUUGAUUGUGGAGGCCAGGUCAUCUGAUGCAGCACUCCAUCACUCUCCUUCUCGGUCAAAUAGCCCUUACACAGCCUGAAGCUGUGUUGGGUCAUUGUCCUGUUGAAAAACAAAUGAUAGUCCCACUAAGCGCAAACCUGAUGGGAUGGCGUAUCACUGCAGAAUGCUGUGGUAGUCAUGCUGGGUAAGUGUGCCUUGAAUUCUAAAUAAAUCAGUGUUUCCAGCAAAGCACCAUCACACCACCUCCUCCUCCAUGCUUCACGGUGGGAACCACACAUGCAGAGAAACAAAAAUCUAAAAUUUGGACUCAUCAGACCAAAGGACAUAUUUACCCCGGUCUAAUGUCCAUUGCUCGUGGUUCUUGGCCCAAGCCAGUCUCUUCUUAUUAUUGUUGUCCUUUAGUAGUGGUUUCUUUGCAGCAAUUCGACCAUGAAGUCCUGAUUCACACAGUCUCCUCUGAACAGUUGAUGUUGAGAUGUGUCUGUUACUUGAACUCUGUGAAGCAUUUAUUUGGGCUGCAAUUUCUGAGGCUGGUAAGUCUAACUUAGCAGCAGAAGUAACUCUGGGUCUUCCUUUCCUGUGGCGGUCCUCAUGAGAGCCAGUUUCAUAAUAGCGCUUGAUGGUUUGUAAGACUGCACUUGAAGAAAGUUUCAAAGUUCUUGAAAUGUUACGUAUUGACUGACCUUCAUGUCUUUUAAAGUAAUGAUGGACUGUUGUUUCUCUUUGCUUAUUUGAGCUGUACUUGACAUAUGGACUUGGUAUUUUACCAAAUAGGGCUAACUUCUGUAUAUCACCCCUACCUUGUCACAGCACCACUGAUUGGCUCAAACGCAUUAAGGAAAGAAAUUAACAAGGUACACCUGUUCAUUGAAAUGCAUUCCAGGUGACUUGAAUCAUGAAUCUGGUUGAGAGAAUGCCAAGAGUGUGCAAAGGGUGGCUUCUUUGUAGAAUCUCAAAUAUAAAAUAAAUUGAUUUGUUUAACACUUUUUUGGUUACUACAUGAUUCCAUAUGUGUUACUUCACCGUUUUGAUGUCUUCAAUAUUAUUCUACAAUGUAAAAAAUAAAGU